AACUGUGGCUCGCAGCUCCUCCAUAUUUCCCUCUUCUCUCUUUUUUUUUUUAGGGCCUUUUGUGCCCGUCAACGUCACGGCAGCAGCCGACGGCCCGGGGCGGGACACACUUUGAAGUCUGCAUUAUAACAUGUAAAUGUUCUAUGGAAGACUCUGCAAAGGUCCAACUGACUGGAAACUAUUCUCUCUUUAACUUUCUCAGUCCAAGCUAUUAAAAAAAAAAAAAACCCACAUCGUGAGCAACUUCACUUUUUUAAGAAAAACUGCUGUAAUUCUAUGAUUUGAAAGAUGAUUUUUUUUUCGCGCAGGCUGACUCUCUCUGGAAUAUUUCUGGCACAAACCGCGUCAACGCUACUGUUUAGUUUGAGCAAACAUUUGCUCACUCUCGCUUUUCUCGUUGCCGCGCGCUCGUCUCGUGCUGUCGCUCGGUACCAGUUUUGCAACUUUUCCCAAAGUUUUCCACCUUCUGAAAAGCAGCUCCAGCCAUAUUUUUUUUUUUGUAUAGAUAUGUCACACAGGUCAGGUGUGAAGGUCCCGAUCCCGUGUGACCUCACGACCCCCCUUGACACAAACGUUAAGCGACUGUAUGAUGCAAUGCUCGACGGCGACUUUUAUUUUUAUUAAAAUAACCUGCAUGAUAGCGUGUCAUGUGAAGAAGAAAGAGUUUACCAGUCGCUCUCGUCUGUAGCUAUAUAUAUAUUUAUGUAUAUUUAUAUACUACUGUAAAUGUGGCAUGAAUUAUUCCUCCGGUGACCUUUGACCCCUUGCUAGUAUCCGAUCAGAUUAGAUCCAAACUGCAGAUGCUGCAGCUUCAGUCAUUUCUUCUGUUCUUUCUGUAACUUAAGUUCACAAAGUGUUUGAAUGUUCUGCCUCGAAAGCGCUCCUGACUUGACGGUAACUGACAGUCGGACGGCCUCGCAGCUUCUCUCCCCCGGGGCGGUUCAGAUCGCAGGUCUGUUGACUUUGUUUGCUGAAGGAAACUCUGUGUGUGAAUACGGCCCCGGGUCAUUAUUAAGUCGGGCACUUACAAGCAAACUCCCUCGUUUGAGACACACCCUUCUCUUUCAGAAUCGAUGUGUCUCGAAGGCUCCGCGUCCAGAGCGAGUGAAACUCCUGCUGCUGCCGCCGCCGCUGCUGAGUCGGAGUGAGGCGCCUGGUGUGGAGGAGAUCCAGCUCUGCAGAGAACUCCAGCCGGGGGAACAUCCUGACCUGAGGUGACGGAGAGCCACGGUGUCCAGACCUGAGAUCAGUCCACACUUCAACUGAGGCGGAGCGGCACAAGCUGCUCAAUCCACCUUUUUGCUCAAAAACACUGACGAGUGGAUUUUACAGAGCAUGGGGAGUCCAGGGUGUGAACACACGGGCUGCACCGCGUGCUCGCCUCUCUACACCAGCCAACCCCACACUAACCCCCGCGUGGCCUGGCCGGACGAGGCGGAGGACGUCAAGCCGCCCCGCAGUCUGCUGGGGCUCCCCGAGCUCAGCUGGCCGGGGGUCCACCUCCCCUGCUACGACCGGUUGGUCAUAGAGGAGAACCCCUGGGUGCUGGAGGUGACGGAGGCGCCCGCUCCCGCUGCCACUCCUCCCUACAGGACCGCGGAGCCGGGCCCACCCGCCCCCGGGCAGGAAGCCCCGGAUUCCUCCCCCGGAGCGGCGGGGCAGGUGGAGGAGCGCUGUCUGGAGCAGGUCCAGACCAUGGUGGUGGGAGAGGUGCUGAAGGACGUGGACACGGCCUGCAAGCUGCUCAACAUCUCACCAGACCCGUCGGACUGGAGCUGCGUGCACGUUCAGAAGUGGCUGCUGUGGACCGAGCACCUGUACCGGCUGCCACAGGUGAGCGCCGUGUUCCAGGAGCUGAGCGGCAGCGACCUGUGCUCCAUGACGGAGGCCGACUUCAGGCAACGCUCGCUGCAGUUUGGAGACAUGGUGUUCGCUCACCUGGACAUCUGGAGAUCUGCUGCAGCGAUGAAGGAGCGCUGUCCGCCAGAGGAGAGCAAAUCUGCGGCGGACGAUGACUCCUGGUCGGAGGUGAUGUGUAACUACCCCAGUCAGCCCAUCCACCUGUGGCAGUUCCUUCAGGAGCUGCUCCUCAAACCGCACAACUACAGUCGCUGCAUCAGCUGGCUCAACAAAGAGAAAGGGAUUUUCAAAAUCGAGGACUCGGCUCAGGUGGCCAAGCUGUGGGGCAUCAGGAAGAACCGGCCGGCGAUGAACUAUGACAAGCUGAGCCGCUCCAUACGCCAGUACUACAAGAAGGGGAUCAUCCGAAAGCCCGACGUGUCGCGCCGACUCGUCUACCAGUUCGUCAAACCCGUAUGACGACGGGGAACCCGCCGCCGCCGCCGCUCAGACGCCACUGGGACUCAUGACCAACCGAGGAUAUAUGCUGGACAUACAGAGAGAAGGGGCGUGAACUCUGGAGCUCAUUGGUUUUUGUUAUACCCGAUGUUUUCAUACUUAAUUGUAAAGACUGCCUACCGAAAACAUGCACUCCUGCCUAUUAUGACUUUCCUCUAUUUUGUAUAAUUCUUAGAAAGUGGAUUUAGUUUUGUUCGUCUCUUUGAGUGUGGAAACAUUUCAAAAGAAUUUGCUGCACAGAGUUCGAUGGAAGGAUACCUGAAGGCAGCAGUUAUCUCGACUAAGGACGGAGGCUGGAAACAUCUCUCUGCCGAUGACAUGGCUGUUUCCUAAAGUUCAAGAAACAAAAUCUUCCUUUGUCAACUAAAGUGUGACUGUAGGUGCUCGUAGGCCAAUUCAGUUUGAGCCGGUCCUUGUGCUAAGCUAGGCUAAUCGGCUGAGCUACACUGUACGGUUGCGGUUGUACUGUAGGGCUACGAACGCCAUGAGGGAAUCGCAACGUGAUUGGUUGUACAGUCGAUUCAUAUUUCCUUCGCCUCCGACAGUGUCGUCAUAAAGAUUUAGUUGUGAUUUAUUUUCGAAAACCAACAUAUUCUUAAUUUGGACAAACCUCCGUCGGCUGCUGGCUCCAGCUACAUGUUAAUCAUUCAUAAAGACGUUAUUCCCAGGUGUCGAGAACAUUUAGAAGUUGCGCAACAAUUGCAAAAGUAAGUGAUUAUUUUAUUAAACCUGCCGUGAUAAAUAUUCCUAUCCAUUUCUUUUAUGAGGGUUUAUCUUUAUGAUCUACAUUAAAGCUAUGAAUCAUAACCUCGAGAUGUGCAUGUUCAUACUGUACACAAGAAAAAAUCACACGGACACUAACGUUUUCAACAAAUCUGUUUCCCCUUUCAUAACCAAUAUCGCAAUAUUGACACCAUCACAACAAAUCUGAUUCUGGGUUUUUCAUCACUAUUUCAUCAAUAUUUUUCUGUGACCAUAAUCAUUUUUUAUGCAUAUUUAAAUGAACUUCUUGUUACAUCAAGAUGAACAGGCACUACACCAGUUAGGAGAUAAAAGUACAUCACUAACUAUGAACAUACAUCUUCUAGACCGCUAAUAUACAGUAGGGGGGUUCCCACAGCGUGAGCCGCCGUCCCCUGUGUGCAUAAGGAAGAGAUCGUCAACAUAAAAAAAAGCAUUUACAUAUACACCUUUUUACUGCCUCAACGUGGUUAGGUCUCAUUUUUCAAACUCAACACAGUUGUACAGUUACAAUAGAAUAUAAUCUUUAAAUUACAUCAUCAUAUACAAAUCUUGACAGCGUGGGAUAACGUCACGCUUAUUUAUGAUAUACCGACAGUUCCGUCGCGACGGAAUUCGUACGAUAUGGUUCCUAAUAUACUUUAUAUGUUUUUCCAUUGCUGUUAUUAAAAUGAAACACGUUGACAUUACA
Scophthalmus maximus (turbot) is the source of this 3790-nucleotide messenger RNA. RefSeq names its product SAM pointed domain-containing Ets transcription factor-like. The transcript is spliced from 6 exons. NCBI's taxonomy places the organism in Eukaryota, Metazoa, Chordata, Actinopteri, Pleuronectiformes, Scophthalmidae. The coding region runs from base 1336 to 2319 and encodes 327 amino acids. Gene Ontology annotation, cellular component: nucleus. Gene Ontology annotation, biological process: regulation of transcription by RNA polymerase II; cell differentiation. The record is from RefSeq and is a predicted model, not a curated record. Gene Ontology annotation, molecular function: DNA-binding transcription factor activity, RNA polymerase II-specific; sequence-specific DNA binding.